Molecule: messenger RNA, 3668 nt
Organism: Chlamydomonas reinhardtii
Lineage: Eukaryota; Viridiplantae; Chlorophyta; Chlorophyceae; Chlamydomonadales; Chlamydomonadaceae
Exons: 15
Coding region: 98-2101 (667 amino acids)
Molecular function (GO): acetyl-CoA synthetase activity; AMP binding
Source: RefSeq, a predicted model, not a curated record
CACUUGGUGAUAUUGCCCAGGCUGCCUGCGACAAGCGACGAGACCUUCGUGUCAAUACUUUGCUUCUGAACUGAACGUAGGAAGCUCAAACAUAAAGAUGCAGCGCCUCGAGGUGCUUGCCCGGCAGCUGACUGCCGGCGCAGCAGUGGAGGACCGCACGCCGCUGCUCGCAACCAAGAACGACUAUGACACCAUGUACAAGCGCAGUAUUCAGGACCCCGAGGGCUUCUGGGGCGAAAUGGCGCUUGGCUACCACUGGGACCGCAAGUUUCCCGCGCGCGGCCACAUGGCUGCCAACACGGACAUACGGCGCGGCCCCGUGUCCAUCCAGUUCUUCGCGGGCGGCACCACCAACAUGUCGUACAACUGCCUAGACCGCUGGGUGGCGGCGGGGCGCGGCGAGCAGGCGGCACUCAUCUGGGAGGGCAACGACGAGAACGAGCGCCGCACCGUCAGUUACCGGGAGCUGCUGGCCGAGGUCAACAGGCUGUCCAACUGGCUCAAGUCGCGCGGCGUCAAGAAGGGCGAUGCCGUGACCAUCUACCUGCCCAUGGUCCCCGAGCUCCCCGCCGCCAUGCUGGCCUGCGCGCGUGUGGGCGCGGUGCACUCGGUGGUGUUUGCGGGCUUCAGCGCCGACAGCCUGGCGCAGCGCAUGGUGGACUGCAACGCCAAGGUGCUUCUGACCGCCACGGGCGUCAUGCGCGGUACCAAGCCCGUGCUGCUCAAGACCAUUGCGGACGACGCCGUCAAGCUGGCAGCCAAGGCCGGGCAGGAGACCAGCAGUGUGCUGUGCCUGGAGGUGGCCAACGCACUGGCUGCCGCCGACACGCCCUGGAACCCCGUGCGGGACGUGUGGUGGCACGCAGCCGUCCCCAUGCAGUCUGCGGAGUGCGAGCCCACCUGGCUGGACUCCGAGGACCGCUCCUUCCUGCUGUACACCAGCGGCAGCACCGGCAAGCCCAAGGGCGUGGUGCACUGCGUGGGCGGCUACAUGGUGGGCGUGGGCGUCAGCUGCCGCUACCUGUACGACAUGCGGCCCGGCGACGUGGUGUUCACCACCGCCGACUGCGGCUGGAUCACGGGCCACUCCUACCUGGCCUACGGCCCGCUGCUGUGCGGCUGCAGCUCCGUGAUCAUGGGCGGCAUACCCACACACCCCGACGGCGGCCGCGCCUGGCGCAUGGUGGAGCGGUACAAGGUGCGCCAGUUCUACACGGCCCCCACGCUGCUUCGCUCGCUGCUGCAGCUGGGCGACGCCUGGCCGCGGCAGUCGGACCUGAGUUCGCUGCGCGUGCUGGCGUCGGCGGGCGAGCCCAUGAACGAGCACGCCUGGCACUGGUUCCACGAGGUGGUUGGCAGCAGCCGCUGCCCGGUGGUGGACACGUGGUGGCAGACGGAGACGGGCAACGCCAUGCUCAUUCCGCUGCCCUGCAAAUGGUUCCAGGCCAAGGCCGGCAGCGCAGGUGUGCCCUUCUUCGGCGUAUGCCCCGUGGUGCUGGACCCGACCACCGGCAACGAGAUCUGCACCACGGAGGCGGAGGGCGUGCUGGCUCUGCGCGGCGUGUGGCCGGGCAUGAUGCGCACGCUGCACGGCGACCACGAGCGCUUUGAGAGCGCCUACUUCGCGCCCUACAAGGGGUACUACUUCACCGGCGACGGUUGCCGCCGCGACGCCGACGGCCACUACUGGAUCACCGGCCGCGUGGACGACGUGAUCAACGUGAGCGGGCACCGCAUCGGCACGGCCGAGGUGGAGAGCGCGCUGACGGAGCACCCCGACUGCGCCGAGGCGGCGGUCAUCGGCGUGGACCACGCGCUCAAGGGCCAGGCCAUCUACGCCUUCGUGACGCUGCGCGGCCACGUGCAGACCAGCGACGCCAUGCGCAAGUUGCUCAUGGACCACGUGCGCAAGAGCAUCGGUCCCUUCGCGGUGCCCGAGGUGAUCCAUUGGGCGCCGGGGCUGCCCAAGACCCGCAGUGGCAAGAUAAUGCGCCGCGUGCUGCGCAAGAUUGCGUCAGGCGAGGAGAAGGAGCUGGGAGACAUCUCCACACUCGCCGAGCCGGGCGUGGUGGACAUGCUUAUCAAGCUGCGCGGCAAGUAAAGCCGGCGGCGGCGGCUAUGGCGGCAGCAGCAACGGCAUGGCUGGCAGCGGUGGCUGUCGGAGUCAGCGGCGACCGUUGGCAGCUGGGCACCAAAGUAUCCUCACCGCACACGAACGCACACGCGCUCGGUGGCGGUGGCAUGGUGGUGGCCGCUGCUGCAAAGCGCCCGUAAGGGGUUGCAGGUGUGGCUCAGGCAAGGGCUGCGUGCCUGUCCUGGCAAAUGCCAGAGUACAUGGGAGCGAGCGAGAGCGCUCGGGUCUACAGAGUCGGUUUGGCACGGCUGACAGGUGAUAAAUUGUCACGUCGUUUGUGUACUUCGUGCCGUUUAUCGAGGGCGAUGUACUGUACUAGUAAGGGAUUUGCCAGCCCUGGUGAUUUGUGGAGGCGCCGGAUGUGGUGGUGGCAGUGGUGGUGAUGGCGGCUACGCCUGACGCCCGACUAGGCCCGUUUAGGCGGGUGGGUGCGUGGAUGUGGUGCGCCGUGGACGGCUGACGGAAUGCGGGGAGGCAGGUGGCCACCGGCUCCACCAGCUGCUGUCGUUGGUUGCAGUAGCACUGACUGGCUAACUGUGUUUGGAAUCGGGGCAUGUGCCAUGCGCUUUCGUUUGUUUUGGCUGUCCACACUAUGCGAGCAAUGUUAAUUUCCUCGAGUAGCAACCCGUUGUGGCUGCGCACAUGAUGCGAUUGUGAUUUAGUCGGGCUUGGCGCAAGGCCUCCCCCUCGAUGGGUGGAGCAGGCUUGCCCCCACAUAAAGGUGCUGGAGCACAAAGGGCUGAAGCAAAACCACCAAGUUCGAUGAUGAUGCGUUGCCUGUUGACGUCUGAUUAUGAGAACUACAACGGGUCGAAUGGAAUGGAAGGUGGCCGGUCGGUCGGCUGCUGCCUGUUGAGGGUGGGAGGAGUGGCGGCUCGGCUCCCGAUGUACGGUAUGCGGCGGGCCGCGGGCGCGAGGAGAUAGAAGAGAGGGCAUCGGCACGGUGUUCUGCCACGCUGGUGGCCAGGUGAUGAUGGAUGUUGCUGUUGGUUCACGGAUACCUGCACCGCUGCUACUUUGUUGGUGUGUGUGCGCGCGGGGAGUUUGCGCCUGGGGAUGUGCGGGACGCGGCACGUUGAGGUCGGUUGAAGGCCCGCCCGCACCGCCGCACGCUGCUGUCUCUCGGCGCAAACAUUUUUGGGGCUGCGCGCGUGAUUGGUGGAUUGGAAUGGAACGGGUACGGCAGGCCUGACACGGUGCUUGGCCGUGAUGGGGCCUGGCGGGUGCCAGCAAGUGCAGCUCUGCUGAGGGAGUUGGGGUAGAGGAAGUAACGAACACGUGUGGCGACUUGGCGGUGCCCGGGAGUCGCCGCGGCAUGUGUGGUACUGAUUUGAUACUACCAAUGGCUCGUGUGUGUGCGUAAAGGUAUACUGAUGGUUGAGGCAAGGGGCCGCCCAAGAGCCCGUUGCCACCGUUUGCUCGCCCUUUAGGUUCCCAUGAGUGGCUGUGUGAGCCGCGUGCAUGCCAAUGAAGGCAUGGAUAUCGCCCGGCGCAUGGGAAACGGCGAGGCUAGCACUUGUAAGUUGCUGAGCAG